Messenger RNA from Colletotrichum phormii, 3645 nucleotides. Its product is annotated as cellular morphogenesis protein. NCBI's taxonomy places the organism in Eukaryota, Fungi, Ascomycota, Sordariomycetes, Glomerellales, Glomerellaceae. The transcript is spliced from 3 exons. The record is from RefSeq and is a predicted model, not a curated record. Bases 1 to 3645 code for a protein of 1214 amino acids. Gene Ontology annotation, molecular function: protein binding. Gene Ontology annotation, cellular component: plasma membrane of growing cell tip.
AUGCGUUUAGCUCUCGGUAAGCGCCCUUCGGCGCGCCGGACAAUCCAGUUCACCUCAGUCUCCGAUGCAAACCUCGACCUUUCUCAGCUUGGCAGAAUUGGUGUGGCGGGCGACUUCAACGGCAUCUCCCUCUACCAGUUUGAGGAGCAGAAUGAGAAGCCUUACAGCACAAACGGAAGCGAGUCAUUGCUUUCUCAGCUGCCCAAUGGCGCCUUUGCGUCGCUCAUCUCGACUGAUGCUUCAAUUCACGACAUGUGCACAUUCACGCUCGACAAUGGAACGAUGCAGGGAGUGGUAAUUGGCGGUAAUUUCACGAGCUUGGAUGGCACUCAGUCUCAAGGCAUUGCCUUGUUCAACCCCAACACCUCCCAGAUCACACCUCUGGCCGGUCUGUCAGGUCAGGUUAACGCUCUUCUCUGCGACCAAGCCGCAAACACCGUUUACGUUGGAGGCAACUUCCGAGGUGCCAACUCGACAAACGCAAUCGCCUGGUACGGUACUGAUGGAUGGACUAACCUUCCUUUCGCUGGUUUUAACGGCCCUGUUUCGUCCAUCACCAAGGCUUCCAACGGCCACAUCGUCUUUGGCGGUAGCUUCACUGGACUCGGCAACACGAGCACUCCCAGUACCCCGGAUGGACAGGUAAUCAACCUUUCAAGCGCCAACAUCACGUCGGCCUCAAGCACCUCUACAUCUGGCUUCAGCGACCCUCGCAACAUCAUCUGCAAGACGGACGGAACCGACGGCUCUGGCAACACUUGGCUGCUCCGCGACAACUCUGCUGGCUUCUGGCAGGCAAGUUUUGGCUUCGGUUUUCAGCCGACCAAGAUGCGGCUCUGGAACACCCACCAGGACGGUCGAGGAACCAAGACAUUCCGUUUCACCGCUCUCCCUCUGGGCGGUAUCUUGAACAUGACCUACGUGGACCCUGCAACUGGUCAGAACGCUACUUGCACCAGCGAGUGCCCUCUCAGCAACAACUCAACCCUCAAGUUCCAGGACUUCCACUUUGUCAACCUCGUCGGAAUGAACUCAUUCAGAAUCGAUAUUUCCGAGUUCUACGGAUCUGGCGGUGGUCUCAACGGCAUCCAACUUUUCGAGGACGACAUCAAUUCUUACGCCAUCAACGACUUCAACUCCCCGGCCUGCGCAGACAGCGACACCAAGUCAUCUGCCACCACCACCGGCCCUUGGUCGACGUCUCCUUCUCUGCAGAGCAGCUCCCAGUACCUGACUGCCAAGCUCUCCGGAACCAUCAGCGCAAGCUCUGCCACGGUUACCUUCCUCCCCGAUCUCAAGGAGUCUGGCAACUAUUCUGUCAACCUGUACACGCCCGGCUGCCUGCAGGACGGUACCUGCCUGACCCGAGCACAGGUGAACGUUACGGGCAUCAUGUCGUCCACUGGUAGCAACACGUUUUCUACGUCUCUCUACCAGACUAACAACUUCGACAAGUACGACCAGAUCUACUUUGGAUACAUCGAGGCCAGCUCCGCAGACGGCUUCCGACCCAGUGUCACCCUGACUCCUUUGGCUGGGCAGAGCAUUGAUGAAAUGACCAUUGUCGCUCAGCGCGUCGGAUUCACUCUCAUCAACUCGACAGGCGGCCUGAAUGGCCUAUUCGACUUCGAUCCUUCGUCUGCCACUAUCAACACGGAUUUCAAGAGCUCCAAGAUCAACCAGCUCGGGUCAUCAUUCUCCUCAGGAUCUGCAGUCACUAGCUUGACGACUGCUGGUGACUUGGUCAUCGUCGGAGGCAACUUCACGUCAUCCACUGCCCGCAACGUCAUUGGUAUCAACACUGCAAGCGAGGCUACAAUGGCUCUCGACGGCGGUCUCAACGGCGAAGUGAAGGCGAUGGAACUGAACGGCACCCAGCUUUACGUCGGUGGUGUCUUCUCUAACACCCUCGACAAUGCCGUCACAGGUCUCAACAAUGUCGGCGUAUACGACACCUCCGCCAACGCGUGGACUGCGCUUGGUGCAGGCGUGAAUGGCGAAGUUUCCCACGUUGUCCCAAUGCUGGUCAACAUUACAAGCGAGAGUGAGGCAGAGUCCGUUGUUACGUUCACCGGCGAUUUCAGUGAGAUCAACGCGUUUGGCGACAACUCGGCUAUUCAAGCUUCUGGCUUCGCCGUCUGGGUGCCCUCCCAGAAGAACUGGCUGCAGAACCUCAGCGGUCCCGUCCCGGCCUUGAAUGGAAUCCUGACCACUGGAAUCCUCGAUCUUCCCGGAGGAGGAUCUCUCUACGCGGGAUCGAUGACCUCGGCCACUAUUAGCGCCAAUGGUGCCGUCACCCUCGCUGAGAAGUUUGGCCAGUUCCCGGUCAAGUUCAAGUCAUCUUCCACGACUUCAAGCACAGUCAGCAAACGCGAUUCUCUUGCUAGCGGCAAUAUUACGGGUGUGGUCACUGGUGCAUUCUACACUGGUAACGACCGCAACAUUACCAUCUUGGGCGGCCACUUCACGGCUGUGGGCACCAACGGCAGUUCCGCCAACAACCUGGUGCUCAUUGACGGGUCAAACUCGAACUCAAUCACCGGCCUCGGUUCCCAGAUCGAGGACAACUCAACCUUCAUUGCCCUCGCGGUUACUGGCGAUCUUCUCUUUGCCGGCGGCAGCGUCCGUGGUAGCGUCAACGACAAUGACGUGCGAGGUAUCAUUUCCCUGAACCUCCAAACCGCCACCUUCAACAGCACGCAACCUCCCGGCAUCAGCGGCGGGAACGCGACUGUCACAUCCAUCGAGGUCCGCCCCGAUUCUGGUGAUGUCUAUGUUGCCGGCUCUUUCGAGUCAGCUGGAGCCCUUGGCUGCCCAGGUGUCUGCUACUAUGACACAUCUCUGGCAGGUUGGAACCGUCCUGGUGUCAACCUCGAAGGCACCGGCCAUUGCCUCAUCUGGACCAGCAAAUCCCAGCUUGUCGCCGGUGGCAACUUCACCUUGAAUGGUACCUCUCCCGCUAUGCUUGCCAUGUAUAGCCCUGAUCGCCAGGCAUGGUCUGCUUACCCUGGAGAGGACUCUCUGCCGGGUCCUGUCGAGGUUCUGACGGCUGGAUCGAGUGACCGCAAGCAACUCUGGGUUUCUGGAACCUCGAACAACGGCUCCAUUUACCUGAUGAAGUACGACGGCUCCAAGUGGCAAUCUGCUGGAAUUACUUUACUUCCCGGCACCCUUGUCAACAGCAUCCAAGUCUUUUCUCUGACUUCAUCUCACGACAACACCGACAUCCUUGACUCCAACCAAGCCGUGAUGAUCACCGGUUCCCUGAACGUCCCUGGCUUCGGUACAGCCUCAGCUGCCAUCUUCAAUGGAACGUCCUUCCAGCCGUACGCGCUCACCGUCAACAGCGGUAACACCGCCGGUUCUAUCUCGAGGAUCUUUACCGAGAACCAGGACUUCUUCUCCGACAGUGACGGCCGCAUGGCUCUUGGGUUCAUUGUCCUGAUUGGACUCGGUAUCUCACUCGCCCUCAUCUUCCUCAUUGUCAUCGUCGGUAUGGCCCUCGAUCGCCUGCGCAAGAAGCGUGAGGGAUACUCGCCAGCACCGACAUCGAUGUAUGACCGCGGCGGCGGUAUGAGGAAGAUUCCUCCCCACGAGCUGCUCGAGUCACUCGGCAAGGGCCGUCCUGGCGCUCCGCACGUGUAG